UAUAAUGGCGUCAGCACGUGUUUCGGCGGGCUCCGAGCGACUUGACGAGACGACACUUUCUUACUUCAAGCGAGUCGAAAGUGUGUUUUCAAAACAGUCGUUUGAAAACGAAGAUGACAGAAAAACCUUUCUAGACAACGUCAUACGUCAAAUGGAGGGAAUCGAGACGCGAAUCGCUUGUAAUCAGCAGCUCAGUCACGUAUUAGAGACAAUUAUUGAUUCUACGAGUCCAGAUGACGUUUAUCAGUUGCAUCUAAUGUUACUUACCAAUUGGCAAGAACUCGUUUGCCAUAAAUCCGGAUGUCACGUGAUUGAGAGCUGCAUAGCACGCGUUCCGGAGUUGAUGACGUCAGAAGGUGGAGCUGAGAUCAAGCGUGUGUUUUGUGAUAUGUGUAGGAGCAUACUGUGUGACCUGACUAGAAUGCUAAAUGAUACGUACGGCAGUCAUGUUUUGAGAAAAAUAAUCGAGACACUAGCGGGAUACAGAGUCAACUCAAAACCGUUAAAUAAACAAGAUUGGCAGUCGAACAAAAGGUUGGUGCGUUUGGAGGGAACGAGACCAAAACGUUUCUCUAAAUUACUUCGGAAAUACGGCAAACACGUAGUCAAUCGUGACGAUUUCAUUGUUCUCCCGACUCAUCCGUCUGCCAGUCCGGUUAUUCAAACUUUACUUGAGCUUUUGGUUUUUACAGAACCAGAAACCGGUCGAUUUCUUUGUCAGGCUGUUUUGCAAGCUAUUGGCGUUGAGUCGUCGGAGCCAGUAGAAUGUGAUCUGAUGUUUCAUCCGAUUGGCAGCCAUUUGAUCGAAGUGCUUCUCUUGGUUUUGUGUGAUGACGACUUUCAGUUGCUUUACUCUGCUGCGUUUCGUGGGAAACUUGCUAGUAUUUCCAACCAUCCGAUUGCAAACCACACGGUACAAUCUCUGAUCGAACACGCGAGAAAUACGGCACAACUUGGAAUGAUAGCUGAUGAGCUGUUGCCUUGUUUUGAGACUGUGUUGAUGGCUGGUCAUGUUGGUGUGCUUGUGAGGUUAGUAGAAGCGCUGGGAAAGAUGAAACUACGACAGAAAGAAUGUUUGAAGUCUCUUCUUUCUGCGUUUCAUGUGCUUGACAAUGCAGUUCUGUGUGUCUAUUUGUUCAUGACGUUACAGACUCUUGAAUCGAUUUUGCCUCACAUUGAGUCAACUUCUAGUGAAGAGAAAGCUGGAUAUUUGAAGCAUCACAUUCAUGUUUCUGGCUCAUUGUUAGUGCAAGCAUUAGUUCAGUUUGAAGACACCAAGACACUCGUGUCGAGCUUCCUCACUUUGUCAACAGCAGAAAUGAUCGUUUUGUGUUGCCAUCCAUCAGGCAGCAGAGCCGUAGAGUCGUUUAUGAAAAGCAAGACUGUGCAGCCGAAGAAGAAGAACAAACUUGUUGCCAAUCUUCAAGGACACAUGAGCACACUUGCUUGUGAUAAAUGGGGAAGCCAUGUGAUCGAUGCAUGUUGGACUAACACGGAAAUAUCAACGAAAAAACAGAUAACCAACGAACUAGUAGCCAAUGAGAGUCAACUAAGGGGCAGUUUUAGUGGAAAAAUUGUGUGGAGAAACUGCCGUUUGGACUAUGCAAAGGAAAAGGGUCUUCGCUGGCAGCAGAAAGUUGCGGCCGAUGACAGAAAAAGAAAAAUGUUUGAUGAUUUUGUAAAUGAUGGCAGUAAGAAGGGACCACAAACAAAACAGGCGACAGAUGCUUCAUCCAUCGUCAACAGUAAAUACAAGAAAGAGAUGAAGCAGCUGGGAUUUAUGGAUGACUUGAUAUCAACAAAUGCAGAAUUGGAGGAAAGAUCUAGUACUGAGGUCGACAAUCCAGGCAUUGAUGAUAUUUUGAAUCCUAUCUUUAAACAGUCUCGUAAACGUAAACGAAAUCAAUUAGACAAGAAAGAGUCACGUGACACUGCGACAUCGACUGCAGACAGACACAGUAAAGGCAUGCAGUUCAUCGUAGAUGCAAUUACUGCCACGAAACGAAAGAAACAGGAUGCCACUACUACAAAAACAAAACGAAAAGACAGACGGCAGUUUGUACGGUGA
This is a messenger RNA of Corticium candelabrum, 2068 nucleotides long. RefSeq names its product nucleolar protein 9-like. The record is from RefSeq and is a predicted model, not a curated record. Gene Ontology annotation, cellular component: preribosome, small subunit precursor; nucleolus; 90S preribosome. The coding region runs from base 5 to 2068 and encodes 687 amino acids. The transcript has a single exon. Gene Ontology annotation, molecular function: RNA binding. Gene Ontology annotation, biological process: endonucleolytic cleavage in 5'-ETS of tricistronic rRNA transcript (SSU-rRNA, 5.8S rRNA, LSU-rRNA); endonucleolytic cleavage in ITS1 to separate SSU-rRNA from 5.8S rRNA and LSU-rRNA from tricistronic rRNA transcript (SSU-rRNA, 5.8S rRNA, LSU-rRNA); endonucleolytic cleavage to generate mature 5'-end of SSU-rRNA from (SSU-rRNA, 5.8S rRNA, LSU-rRNA). NCBI's taxonomy places the organism in Eukaryota, Metazoa, Porifera, Homoscleromorpha, Homosclerophorida, Plakinidae.